AUGGCAGCCAAGGCAAUCCUUGUUCUUUGCGCUCAAGCAGUCUUGAUCCAGGGUAUCUACGGACAAUGUAUUGGCAACAUCAACAACGCAAUUGCUACUGAGGAGCUCGCCCUAGCCGGCAACAGGCUCCCGUGCGGCUCCACCCCAGCAGGGCUGAGCGGCUACCCCGGCAGCUACGGCCUGGCUGCCAACUCCUUCGUGCCGUCCAGCGGCGGCGGCUUCGCAGUCACCAGCUACUCCCCCAUCGCGCCCACCGGCAUCACCGUCGUCUCGGAGAACGCUAUCGAAGGCGCGCUCACUGUCAACGGAGAGCUGCCGUUCUUGGGCGCUGUGGCUGUGGACGGCGCUCUGCCCACUGCCGGCGCGGGCGGCAUCAACUACGGCUGCGGCAGUGGCUCCGUGGCUAUCGUCAGCGAGGUCGCUCCUGCUGGACCUUUCACCCCUGCUGCUGCCGGUCCAGCUUACCCAGGAGCUGGGUACGGUUCUGCCACUGGUUUUGGGUAUGGAGCAGGUCUUGGUGGACGAGGAUAUGCAGGCCUGGGAUUCGGAUUGGGUGGAUGCGGCAGCGCUGGUGUUUACUAA
Helicoverpa armigera (cotton bollworm) is the source of this 582-nucleotide messenger RNA. Its product is annotated as chorion class B protein PC10. The record is from RefSeq and is a predicted model, not a curated record. The transcript is spliced from 2 exons. Lineage: Eukaryota; Metazoa; Arthropoda; Insecta; Lepidoptera; Noctuidae. The coding region runs from base 1 to 582 and encodes 193 amino acids. Gene Ontology annotation, molecular function: structural constituent of egg chorion. Gene Ontology annotation, cellular component: egg chorion. Gene Ontology annotation, biological process: multicellular organism development; chorion-containing eggshell formation.